AUGGUGGCGGAGCGCACCAAAGUUUCGGUGGAGUUCCUGCAGCUGCUUCAAGGCCAACAGGUUCUGUGUGAUGUCGAUCUGAAGUCACUGAAGUCCUUGGGAAAUGGUGGUGAAAUUGCUGAGCUUUCCUGCAUCAUCUGUCCCAGUGUGCCCUUGAUCAUCAAGCUGCUGAAGAAGGAGGACUUCCACUUCCGCGGCCUCAACGAGACGGCCACGAAGACUCCUCAGGGCAUCACUGGCUGCAACCUACUGCAUGCCAGCGUGCUGGUGGGAAGGCUGGAGCUAGUGCGCUUCCUGCUGGCGGAAGAAGACUUCAAUGGCAUCAACAACUUUUUAGGCCGUAGCGGCUACAAUGCCCUGCAUUUGGCGGCCAAGGAUGGCCACAGCGCUAUUUGUCAGGAGCUGCUGGAUUGUGAGCGUUUUCGAGCGGCCAAUGCCAGCACAACAUGUGAGGGAACGGCUCUGCACGUCGCAGCACAGUAUGGGAACAUUCAGGUCCUGACCCUUCUGCUGGAUUCCGAGCACUUCACCGCCAUCAACGAGGCCAUGCAGGUGCCAUCCUACCACCAGGACUGCCGAGGCAGGUGUGGCCAGACAGCGCUGCACGUGGCCGCAGUGCAUGGCCAGCAGCAGGCAGCUCAAGUGCUGUUGGAUCAUCCUCGCUUUACUCAGGUCGGUGCCGUGACCAAGACCUUCAAAGAUGCCGCCGCCGCGGCGGAUGCUGCGGGUCACCCGUCCUUGGGUCGAUUCAUCCGGGACCACCCCAAGGUUCGACAGUUUCGCCGCAUGCCAAAUGGCGCAGCCGGCUACGGUGGGUUGAUCCGGAGACAAUUCGAGAGGUCUGGUGCUCAUGUGGACAUGACCCCGAUGCCAUGUGGAUGCCACGGGGUCCGAGGCAACUCGGCGGGAAUUCACCGCUUCGCGCCUGGGAAUCCAUACCUGGUGACGGUGAUGCCGCUGUUGGUCAACAUGGCAUGCAGCCCAGCACCAGAGAAGAAUGAGAAGUCCAAACAUGUCAUCACCCAGGACUCCUGGCGCUUAGUGAAGAUUGAGCCUGAGGUUCAGGACAUUGCUGACCAUUUCGGCUUGGACGAGCGCAUCACUGGAAAGCUACAGGAGGCGCUGAACACUCGCCCGGAUCCUGGCACGGACUUAGAGGUCAUGUGGGAAAUCCUGGAUGAAGCGCGCAACCCGCCUGGUCUGACGAUGAUCAAGGUGAAGGAGAUGUUGGAUGGGACUUUUCGAAUGGGCGAACAGAAAGAUGCCCGGGGCCUGAUGGAGUCAAUGAGUCAAUGA
Cladocopium goreaui is the source of this 1296-nucleotide messenger RNA. The record is from the annotation of a GenBank genome assembly. NCBI's taxonomy places the organism in Eukaryota, Dinophyceae, Suessiales, Symbiodiniaceae.